Molecule: messenger RNA, 1123 nt
Organism: Trichomycterus rosablanca
Lineage: Eukaryota; Metazoa; Chordata; Actinopteri; Siluriformes; Trichomycteridae
Product: NLR family CARD domain-containing protein 3-like
Exons: 4
Coding region: 158-985 (275 amino acids)
Biological process (GO): intracellular signal transduction
Source: RefSeq, a predicted model, not a curated record
CAGAAACAGUGACAUUAAAGUUCCUCUAGGACAGACCUGGGCAUUGUACGGCCCGCGAGACAUCCCCAACCGGCCCGCACGAGAACCGACUCUACAGGACUCUGCUGUGUGUCCAGGAUUACUGACCUCUCUAUUCAUACUCUACUAACAUUUAAAGAUGGAGAUCCCACAUUUAAAAAAGCGGUCUGAUUCUGCAUCUGCUGGAACUGAACUCCAGAAAAACUUGAAACUGCAUUUAUUACAGAAGUUUCAGUGUUUGAAUGAUGUGAUAUCAAACCACAAAAACCCAACAUUACUGAAUGAGAUCUACACAGAACUCUACAUCACAGAGGGAGACACUGGAGACGUCAAUAAUGAACAUGAGGUGAGACAGAUCGAGGCAGCAUCCAGGAGAUCAAUAACAAAGGAAACACCAAUCAACUGUAACGACAUCUUUAAACCUUUAUCUGAAGAAGACAAACCCAUCAGAACUGUACUGACAAAGGGAGUCGCUGGUAUUGGAAAAACUGUCUCUGUACAGAAGUUCAUUCUGGACUGGGCUGAAGGAAAAACAAACCAGGAUCUUCACUUUAUAUUUCCACUUCCUUUCAGAGAGCUGAAUUUAAUGAAGGACCAAAAACUGAGUCUGAUGGAUCUUCUCAGCUUCAGUUUUAAGGAGAUGAAAGAAACUGAAAUGUCCAGCUUGCAGAAAGUUCUGUUUAUUUUUGAUGGUUUGGAUGAGUGUCGUUUCUCUCUAGAUUUUCUGAACACAGACAGAUUGUGUGAUGUAACUGAAUCAGCAUCAGUGAAUGUGCUGCUGAUGAACCUGAUUAAUGGGAAUCUGCUUCCAUCUGCUCUCAUCUGGAUAACCUCCCGACCCGGAGCUGCUGAUCAGAUCCCCUCUGAGUGUGUAGAUCGAGUGACGGAGGUACGAGGGUUCAAUAACCCACAGAAGCAGGAGUACGAUGAAUUUGUUCUGAAGAAAUAUUGCACAGAAAGAAACUAGAAUCAGGUUAUUCUGAAUCUCCUUCCUGUAGUUGCAGCCUCCAGAAAAGCUGAGUUGAGGGAUUGUGGUGUAUCAGAUGAAGGUUGUUCUGCUCUGGCUUCAGCUCUGAGGUCAAACCCCUCACACCUGAGAGAUCUG